Molecule: messenger RNA, 577 nt
Organism: Vigna umbellata (rice bean)
Lineage: Eukaryota; Viridiplantae; Streptophyta; Magnoliopsida; Fabales; Fabaceae
Source: RefSeq, a predicted model, not a curated record
AAGAAGAACACGGAAGAGGAGACAGAACAGAGGAGUGAAGAGAAGAAGGAAGAAGAAGAAGAAGAAACAGAGAAAAGAAAAGGAAUCAGAGAAGAAAAUGGGAGUGGAGAAGCAAUUGUUGAGGCCUGGCACCGGUCCCAAGCCACUUCCUGGUCAACAAGUCACCGUUCACUGCACUGGUUUCGGGAAGAACGGCGACCUCACUCAGAAAUUUUGGAGCACAAAGGAUCCCGGCCAAACCCCUUUCUCCUUUAAAAUCGGCCAAGGCUCUGUCAUCAAAGGAUGGGAUGAAGGUGUGAUUGGCAUGCAAAUUGGUGAAGUUGCUCGUCUCCGGUGCACUCCUGAUUAUGCUUAUGGUGCUGGUGGCUUUCCUGCUUGGGGAAUACAGCCCAACUCUGUUCUGGAAUUUGAAAUCGAAGUCCUGAGUGUGAAUUGAAAACCUUGUUAGUUUGUCUGUCUCCGCGCAAAGAAUAAGAGCAUCUCUUUCCAUGGGCAUGUGUAACAGUAUCCCAAUGCAAUGAGUGAUAUUUAAGGUGGCUGAGUUGUUUGAUCUAAAUGCUAAAUGACUUCUUGAACU